CGUGGGCCUGGUGGGCUGUCCCAAUGCGGGGAAAAGCACCCUCUUGGCGGCCGUUUCCAACGCCAGGCCGAAAAUUGCCGACUAUCCGUUUACGACGCUG
Nannochloropsis gaditana CCMP526 is the source of this 100-nucleotide messenger RNA. RefSeq lists its product as uncharacterized. The annotation marks the transcript as partial. The record is from RefSeq and is a predicted model, not a curated record. Gene Ontology annotation, molecular function: GTPase activity; GTP binding. The transcript has a single exon.